Messenger RNA from Enhydra lutris kenyoni (northern sea otter), 1164 nucleotides. Its product is annotated as angiopoietin like 5. NCBI's taxonomy places the organism in Eukaryota, Metazoa, Chordata, Mammalia, Carnivora, Mustelidae. The transcript is spliced from 8 exons. Bases 1 to 1164 code for a protein of 387 amino acids. The record is from RefSeq and is a predicted model, not a curated record.
AUGUAUCUUCCUCAAGCUUCACUUUUAUUCUUAAAUACAUUUAUUUUUAUUUGUGGAGAAGUUACACAAGGUAACCGUGUACAUCAUUCUACGGAUUCUCCAUCAGUGAACGUUGUAGAAGGUGUAUCUGAUGCAAAAGAUGGGAGUAAAAGUGAUGAUACUCUUUAUAAGGGAGACUGUGAGGAGUCAUGUGAUGAUAAAAUUAAAAUCACGCGAGAAGAAAAACAUUUUAUGUGUAGAAAUUUGCAAAAUUCUAUUGUUUCCUACACCCGGAGUACCAAAAAGCUGCUAAGAAAUAUGAUGGACGAGCAACAGAGUUCCUUGGAUUAUUUAUCCAAUCAGGUUAACGAGCUCACGAACCGGGUCCUCCUCCUGACCACAGAAGUCCUCCGAAGGCAGCUGGAGCCUUUUCCUCACAGGCCGGUGCAGUCGCAUGGUUUAGAUUGCACGGAUAUUAAAGAUACCAUUGGUUCUGUCACCAAAACCCCAAGUGGUUUGUAUAUAAUCUACCCGGAAGGAUCUAGUUACCCGUUUGAGGUAAUGUGUGAUAUGGAUUACCGAGGAGGUGGAUGGACUGUGAUACAGAAAAGGGUUGUGGGGAUCGUUGAUUUCCAAAGGCUCUGGUGUGAUUAUCUGGACGGAUUUGGUGAUCUAUUAGGCGAAUUUUGGCUAGGACUAAAAAAGAUUUUUUAUAUAGUAAAUCAGAAGAAUACCAGUUUUAUGCUGUAUAUUACAUUGGAAUCGGAAGAUGACACCGUUGCUUAUGCGUCAUAUGAUAACUUUUGGCUAGAAGAUGAAACAAGAUUUUUUAAGAUGCACUUAGGACGGUAUUCAGGAAAUGCUGGCGAUGCCUUCCGGGGCUUCAGAAAAGAAGAAAACCAAAAUGCCAUGCCUUUCAGCACAUCGGACGUGGAUAAUGAUGGCUGUCGCCCCGUGUGCCUGGUCGGGGGUCAGUCCGUGACAAGCUGCAGUCACCUGAGGAACAACACCGGCUGGUGGUUCAGCCAGUGUGGGCGAGCGAACCUGAACGGCAUUCAUCGCUUCCCCGGAAAACCGCUUGCGGCUGGAAUCCAGUGGGGCACCUGGACCAGAAACGACGCACCCGUCAGGAUUAAAUCUGUUUCAAUGAAGAUCAGAAGAACUUACAAGCCUUAUUUUAAGUAA